Tremella mesenterica DSM 1558 is the source of this 1699-nucleotide messenger RNA. RefSeq lists its product as uncharacterized. The coding region runs from base 125 to 1699 and encodes 524 amino acids. Gene Ontology annotation, molecular function: 4 iron, 4 sulfur cluster binding; NADH dehydrogenase (ubiquinone) activity; NAD binding. NCBI's taxonomy places the organism in Eukaryota, Fungi, Basidiomycota, Tremellomycetes, Tremellales, Tremellaceae. The record is from RefSeq and is a predicted model, not a curated record. The transcript is spliced from 6 exons.
UACCUACCUACCUACCAACCAACACCAUCUCCAAAACUCUCCAUUUGACAGCUCAGACCUCAGGGAGAACUCCACUGCGCGAUCCAGAUCUGUAAAGUUGAGAAUCUGAGAAGAGGGAACAAAAAUGCUAUCAUCAACUUCAUUACUUCGACAAUCCACAUCAACCUUCCGACCUCGAUCUCUUCCCAAAUCCAACCUUCUCCGAUCUCAUCCUUCCACUUCCAACCCAUCACCUCUCAAUGCAAUCUCACAAAGAACAAACCUCAUACGUUCAUUAGCGACCGUUGCUGAUCCACCCGUCAGACAUUAUGGUGGUCUUAAAGAUCAAGAUCGGAUCUUCACAAAUCUUUAUUGCAGACAUGAUCAUGGGAUAAAAGGUGCUAGAUCUAGAGGAGAUUGGCAUAAGACUAAAGAGAUCUUGUUAAAAGGUGAUUCUUGGUUGAUUCAACAGAUUAAAGAUUCCGGUUUGAGAGGUAGAGGUGGUGCUGGUUUUCCCAGUGGUUUAAAGUGGAGUUUUAUGAACAAACCUGGAUGGGAAAAAGAUCCGAGACCGAGAUAUCUUGUUGUCAAUGCAGAUGAGGGUGAACCGGGGACAUGUAAAGAUAGAGAGAUCAUGCGUGGUGAUCCUCAUAAACUGGUGGAAGGGUGUUUGGUAGCGGGUAGAGCUAUGAAUGCUACAGCUGCGUACAUCUACAUCCGAGGUGAAUUCUACCAAGAAGCAUCACACGUCCAACAAGCCAUCGAUGAAGCCUACAAAGCUGGCUUGAUAGGGAAAAACGCCUGCGGAUCAGGAUACGAUUUUGACGUUUAUCUUCAUCGUGGUGCUGGUGCCUACAUUUGUGGAGAAGAAACAGCUUUAAUAGAAUCAUUAGAAGGGAAACAAGGUAAACCUAGACUCAAACCUCCUUUCCCAGCCGACGUUGGAUUAUUCGGUUGUCCAAGUACAGUGGCAAACGUCGAAACAGUCGCUGUGGCACCUACGAUCAUCAGACGUGGAGGUCAAUGGUUUGCUGGAUUUGGAAGAGAACGUAAUCAAGGAACCAAAGUUUUUUGCGUUUCAGGUCAUGUGAAUAAUCCUUGUGUAAUAGAGGAGGAAAUGAGUAUACCAUUACAGGAAUUAUUGGAAAAACAUUGUGGUGGUAUUAGAGGUGGUUGGGAUAAUUUGAAGGGUAUCAUACCUGGUGGUUGUUCUGUACCUGUCAUUCCAAAAGAUGUUUGUGAAAAGGUCUUGAUGGAUUACGAUUCUCUCAAAGAUAAUCAAACUUCUUUAGGAACAGGUGCUGUCAUCGUGAUGGAUAAGUCAACGGAUAUGAUAGCUGCCAUCGCUAGAUUUUCAAAGUUUUACAAACAUGAAUCUUGUGGACAAUGUACGCCUUGUAGAGAAGGUACGACUUGGAUGAUGAAUAUGAUGGAUAGGAUGGUUGAAGGUAGAGCGCAGGAAAGGGAGAUUGAUAUGUUGUUGGAACUCACUAAACAAGUCGAAGGUCACACAAUCUGCGCAUUGGGCGAUGCGGCCGCUUGGCCUAUCCAAGGUCUCAUGAGACAUUUCCGACCGGAAGUAGAAGCUCGUCUAGCUCAAUUCCACGCCAAACACGGUCAAGUGUUAUACGGCGGUAAAUUACUUUCUGACGUAGAUACGAGAUACGCCAUACCUGAUAACCUCGGUGGAGAUGCUCAGAGGAGUAUAGCGGCGGUUUGA